CCUCUCUUUCUGAGAUUCAGUCAACUUUGCAGAGGCAAGAACGCCUGCAGGAUCAGAUACAGGAGAAGAUUCCUGGCACUGAAAUCCAUCACACUCGUACUGGACGCUAUUGUAAUUCGGCUGGGCUCAGCCGAAGGACAGAUGGCUCUAUUCAAUGAUACGGGACUCUGCCACGCUUAGAUUGGACUCUACUGGCUCUUCACUGGACUUGAUUUUUGAAUGGACAUCAUAGAGGUUUCCCCUGGACUGCACUGGCUUAGCAACUUUUAGCGUCUGUGCUGAGAUCUACUUACGUGGCAACAGCACUGAGUUUACUGAUGAAAGCAGGUUGACUGAUACACUGUAGGUACAGCUAGGUAAUGUUAAAUCUGGGUUUUGCAAUCUUAUAUCUACCUUAAAAGCAAAGUCAACAUGGCAAGCUUAUUUAUUUGCUUUGUCAAAAUUUAAAAAGCAUAAAAGGCUUGUGUUAGCAAGUUGCACCUUGACAGUAGUAAGUGAGUUUAGCUCAGGUAGUGUGGAUCGGCAGCUGCAUCGGUCACAUAGGUUAAUAGUUAGGCUUUUGUUAGGUUGUUUCUGUGGGAUGUCCAUUUGAAUACUCGCCCAAUUUUAGCUUUGUGUCUUGCUGGAGGAUGCAAAAGGUCAAAAAGAGCAGCAACAGCAGCUGGAGCAGAAUGAGUCUCCUGUGUUGUCUGGGGCUACUGGCGGUCUGUCUGGUUCCUGGAAGCCGAGGUCAGAGGCUGAAGGAGACAGACAGGGACCACGCAGCUGGCGCUUCUCAGCUGGCAGAGAGUGAUGCAGUCUGCCACCAGGAGGGAUGCUAUGCCAUCUUCCUCCAAAGGAGAAUCUUUCGGGAAGCUGGGCGGAGCUGCCGGGAGCGAGGUGGGACCCUGGCAACAAUGCAUAACCAGGAGGCAGCGGGUGUGGUCCAUAAACUUCUGUCGGAUCUCGAGGCACAGGGGGCAAGACAGAGGCUACGCCUCUGGAUUGGGCUGCACAGACCACCACGCCAGUGCUCAUCCACUCGACCACUCCGGGGAUUCGUCUGGGUCACAGGAGACCAGGAUGGUCAAUACACCAACUGGAUCCGUGAAGAGUCCCCAGGCACUUGUGCAGCCCCUCGCUGUGUAGCGAUGACAGUUUACACUACUGAGAGUGGACGUGAGAGUGAAGACAACUUCGGGUGGGUAGAUGGCUCCUGUGGCUUGGCAUUAGAUGGAUAUGUUUGUCAGUACAACUACAAAGGAAUGUGUGCACCGCUGGAGGAUGAGGGUCAAGGGCCAGCUGUCUAUACCACUCCAUUUCACCUAGUCAGCACCCUGCUCACUCAUAUACCCCGUGGGUCAGUCGCCACUCUGCCAUGCCCUCCAAGCAGCGUCACAACAGAUGCUCCUGCUGAGCAGACCAUAGUAUGCAUGGAACGAGAUGAUGAGACAGUGGGCUGGUCCAGGGAUGGGCCACUAUGUUCAUCUGACCCAGCCCUACACAACCAGGACUGGUGUAGCGGAGACCAUGGCUGUGAGCACCAUUGCCAGAACACAGAUACAGACUACUACUGUUACUGUUCUGAGGGGUUCACACUAGCAGAUGAUGGUUACAGCUGCAAGCCCGACCCCUUGGACCAAACGGACACACCUCGUCUAUCCUCCGAUGCUGCAAGCCCCACUGACCAGCCCCACAUAAACCCUGCCUGUGUGGAGAUGGGGUGCGAGUAUAACUGCAUUAAGACACUUCGAGGCAUCCGUUGCUUAUGCCCCCCAGGCUACCAAAUGGGUCCAGAUGGGCGCAGAUGUUCUGAUGUAGAUGAAUGUCAACAACAACCAUGUCCCGAACUCUGUGUUAACACUCCAGGUACUUUUCACUGCACCUGUCACCCAGGGUACCAGCCUGACGAUGAGGGCGAGUGUGUGGACGUGGAUGAGUGCCUUGAUGAAGGCAGCUGUGAAGGUGCUUGUGAAAACACAAUUGGAUCAUUUAGAUGCCUGUGUAACCCCGGUUAUAAACGGGGCAAGGGAGGUGAAUGCUUAGAUAUUGAUGAGUGUGAAGGAGGGUCACCUUGUCAACAGGUGUGUUUCAACCUGAUGGGAGCGUAUCAGUGUUUCUGUGACAAUGGCUAUGACCUGCAGUCAGAUGGAGUGUCCUGUCUGCCUUUACCCGAUGAUGAAGAAUAUUCCACUUUAAUGCCUGAUCCAAGUGACUCUGCCCAGGUACUUGAUUUAUACCCAAAUCCCAACCAUGAUAUUCCCUGGUCCACCUCAUUCACCCCUGACAUGAACUUUGAAGAUGAGAUUAUCUUCGAUGGUGAUGAACUGACUGCAACUCCUGGGGCACUGUCCCCUGACAUGCCACCACCUCACGGAUCAGAUAAUCACCUCAACCAAUGGGAUUUUGUGCCACCAAGACAGUAUCAGACAGCUCCUUCUCCAACACAAAAAGUCAGCUCAAGCAACGAAAUUGGUAAUGAGGCUGAAGCUAAAGCAGAUGUGAGAGAAGAUAGUGAUGGAGCGGUAGUCGAGACUACAAAUGGGUCAGGGCACACCACUGAUACCAAGAAGAGACUGGGGAAGGGGACUGAGAUGAAUAGCACAGAUGAAGUCAGCGGUGCAGCGGAGACUGUGGCCGGAUCUGCUGCAGGUAAACAGAAGCACGACAAGAGCUGGCUGCUGGUGGCACUGCUGGUUCCUCUGUGUGUGUUCCUCGUAGUGAUGCUGGCUCUGGGGAUUGUCUACUGCACCAGCUGUGCCGUUGACAAGAGCCUGAGCUUCUCAGAAUGCUAUCGCUGGAUACUCCCUACAACACCCGCUGACAGAAGGGACGGCAAAGCCCAAGCAUGAACUCUAAAAUAAACAAACACAGCUGCACUCACACACACAAGCACAUUCAAGCUGACCAUCCAGAUGUUCAUUAAAAUUCCUCUUGUGAUGCAGAAAUGGUCACUAACCCUCCAAAUUGGAUAGUGCACAGCUGAUCACUCAUUGCAGGAAAGCUUAUACCUUCUCAUGUUUGUAAAUACUUCUUAUCGUAUUUUUACAUUUCAAUAAAAACAAUAAACUGAA
Thalassophryne amazonica is the source of this 3053-nucleotide messenger RNA. RefSeq names its product CD248 molecule, endosialin b (gene cd248b). The transcript is spliced from 2 exons. Gene Ontology annotation, cellular component: external side of plasma membrane; extracellular matrix. Gene Ontology annotation, molecular function: extracellular matrix binding; calcium ion binding; extracellular matrix protein binding. NCBI's taxonomy places the organism in Eukaryota, Metazoa, Chordata, Actinopteri, Batrachoidiformes, Batrachoididae. The record is from RefSeq and is a predicted model, not a curated record. Gene Ontology annotation, biological process: cell migration. Bases 630 to 2831 code for a protein of 733 amino acids.